UCCCCUCGUAAAUGCGGAAGUGGAACUCACGGGGGUUCAACUGUUCACUGCAGUUUGUACCGCACGUAUUACCAGUGCUGUGUCUUUUAAACAGAGUGCUUCACAAGUAUGCCUUUGUCAUUCGAAGGGCGAGUUGUGCUCGUAACUGGAGCCGGAGGAGGCCUUGGCAGAGAAUAUGCACUGGCUUUUGCUGAACGAGGAGCUGCAGUUGUUGUGAAUGACCUUGGGGCUGACACAAAAGGGGGUGGAAAGAGUUCUGCAGCUGCUGAUAAGGUUGUGGAGGAGAUAAGAGCAAAAGGAGGCAAGGCAGUGGCAAACUAUGAUUCUGUGGAGGAUGGAGAAAAGCUGAUCCAGACAGCCUUGGAUGCAUUCGGAAGAAUAGAUAUUGUUGUAAACAAUGCUGGGAUACUUCGUGACAGAUCGUUUGCCAGGACCAGUGAUUUGGACUGGGACCUCAUUCAAAGAAUUCACCUGAGAGGCUCUUUCUUGGUGACACGUGCUGCCUGGAACCACAUGAAAAACCAGAAGUUUGGCAGAAUCAUCAUGACUGCCUCGGCUGCAGGCAUCUACGGCAACUUCGGGCAGGCCAACUACAGCGCAGCCAAGCUGGGUAUGCUGGGGCUUUCUAACACCCUGGCAGUUGAAGGACGCAAGUACAACAUCUGCUGCAACACCAUCGCUCCCGUGGCCGGGUCGCGCCUCACAGAGACCGUCAUGCCACCAGAUCUUGUGGCAUCUCUGAAGCCGGAGUAUGUUGCUCCUUUGGUCCUCUGGCUCUGUCACGAACAAUGCCAAGAAAACGGUGGACUGUUUGAGGUUGGUGCUGGCUGGAUUGGUAAAUUGCGCUGGGAGCGUUCUCAGGGCCGGAUUGUGAGACAGAAGAACAAACCCAUGACUCCUGAGGCUGUGCAGGCUGAGUGGGACAAAAUCUGUGAUUUCACAAAUGCCACCAAGCCUGCUAGUGUACAAGAAUCUCUCCAGUCAGUUGUGAGCGUGCUGUCUGAAGUGGAGUCGGAGGGUGAAGUCGGUGCGAAUCCAACAGCAGCACCAGCCUCUAUGGCGUCAGGAGCUGGAAUUAAUCCUUCUGAGGCUGUGGGACAAAAGCUACCGUCAACCUCAUUCAGCUUCACCCAAACCCAGUGCAUCCUCUACGCUCUGGGGGUGGGCAUGUCCACCAAGGACCCAGACCAUCUUAGGUUCCUGUACGAGGGCCAUCCAGACUUCAGCUGCCUCCCCACAUUCGGGGUCAUACCCUCGCAGUCAUCCAUGAUGGGUGGCGGGCUGAGCUCUGUCCCUGGACUCGACAUAGACUUUACCCAGGUUUUACACGGAGAGCAGUAUCUGGAGCUUUACAAACCCCUGCCCACUUCAGGAACGCUCACUUCUGAGACCACCAUAGCAGACGUGCUGGACAAAGGAUCUGGAGCUGUCAUCCUCUUGGAUGUGAACACUUACAGUGGAGGUGAGCUGGUGUGUUACAACCAGUUUUCGGUGUUUGUGGUCGGGGCCGGAGGCUUCGGUGGAAAGAGGAGCUCAGAGAAAGCUAAAGUUCCUCUGCCUCCCCCGAAGCGUGCACCAGAUGCUGUGGUGAUUGAUUCAACCACCAGAGACCAAGCAGCCUUGUACCGUCUGAGUGGAGACUGGAACCCUCUCCACAUAGACCCCAGCUUUGCUGCUCUGGGAGGCUUCAAGUCGCCCAUCCUGCAUGGCUUGUGCUCAUUCGGUUUCGCCGGGAGGCACGUCCUCAAGCAGUUUGCCGACAAUGACCCCUCCAGAUUCAAAGCUAUCAAGGUUCGCUUUGCAAAGCCGGUGAUUCCAGGUCAGUCCCUGCAAACGGAGAUGUGGAAGGAGGGCAGCAGAAUCCACGUCCAGUGCAAAGUGAAGGAGACGGGCGCCGUGGUGCUGGCGGGGGCCUACGUGGAUCUGCAUGAAGCUGCUGGAGCUUCCUCACAGAAUCCCACGCCGGUGCAGGAGGGGGGCCUUCAGAGCGAGCUGGUGUUCGCUGAGAUCGGCCGGCGCAUCACAGAGCUGGGCUCGGAGCUGGUGAAGAAGGUCAACGCCGUGUUCGGCUGGGAGAUCACCAAGGACGGCAAGAGCGCGGCGCAGUGGACCAUAGACCUGAAGAACGGCGGCGGCGGCCUGCACAAAGGGCCGUACAGCGGGAAGGCCGACGUGACUUUCACCGUGUCCGACGAAGACUUCAUGGAGGUGGUGACGGGGAAGCUCAUGCCCCAGAAGGCGUUCUUCGCCGGCAAGCUGAAGGUGAAGGGGAACAUCAUGCUGAGUCAGAAGCUGGAGGUCAUCCUGAAAGAUUACGCCAAGCUGUGAGCGGACCGCAGAGCCCCCCCCCCCCCCCCCCUCCUCACCAUGGAAACUCAAUACUUAAAAAAUUUAAUUUUGUCUCAUCAAUUAAUCUGUUCUGUGCCAGAGACUCUCAAAAAGGAUCAUGUGCAGAGGUUUCGAUUUUUCUUCCACUUCUGGAAUGGUUCUAUGUGUAAUUGAUACAUACUAAACCUGUUGUGGUACAGAAUUUAAGGAGUAAGGAUUCUAAUCUUACUGCAUUUUUUUUAAUGUGAACUGUAAUACACAGCUGUAAUUAAAUAUAUUUGCUUUGAAUAAUUAAUAUAAAAAAAAGUUUUGUGUUUUUGUUUGAGCAGUGUAUGUAUGUAUGUAUGUGCCCUCAUCUUACAAAACUAUUAACAUUAGAAAAAUCAGUGUUGUGCAAUACAAACCAUGGGUUUAACCUUUUUAUAAUCUGUAGUAAAUAAUACAUAUAACACAAGUUGGA
Molecule: messenger RNA, 2788 nt
Organism: Menidia menidia (Atlantic silverside)
Lineage: Eukaryota; Metazoa; Chordata; Actinopteri; Atheriniformes; Atherinopsidae
Source: the annotation of a GenBank genome assembly